This is a messenger RNA of Benincasa hispida (wax gourd), 871 nucleotides long. RefSeq lists its product as uncharacterized. Lineage: Eukaryota; Viridiplantae; Streptophyta; Magnoliopsida; Cucurbitales; Cucurbitaceae. The record is from RefSeq and is a predicted model, not a curated record.
AGACCAACGCCAAUGUGUUUAUUAAUUAUUGUGUAUAUAUAUACACAAUUCCACCCUGAAUAUUUUCAAUUUACAGAUAAAUGAUGGAAAAACAUUCCAAGCCAAAAUCCCAAUUCAUGAAAUUUCUUCCAAGAGCAGCCUCCGCCGUUAAUUUCAACAACCCGCCGGUCAGUCCCGGUCGGGAAACCCGGCCGCUACCCGGUCGAGGAUUUUCCGGUCCGAUGAUGAUCUCGAUCAUACCACGAGAAGCGCGAUCCAAAUCAAAUAACUCGGGAUUCGAAACGCCGGAACCCACGUCGCCGAAAGUGUCGUGCAUCGGCCAAAUCAAGCACAAGAAGAAGCUGAAGGACUUGGCGAAGAAGGCGGCGGCGACGGUUGAGUCCAAAAAGCGCCAUCCGCCGUCGGGGAUUAAGAGAAUUUUGACCGGUGGGAAAGUAUUAGGGAGGGCGAAAUCCAACGUGGCGGCGGCUGCUCCGUCGGGGAAGCCGCCGCUGCCGGAGAGAGCGCCGGGGCUGAAUCAGAUGAAGCGAUUCUCGAGUGGACGUGGCGCUUUGGCGAAUUUUGAUUGGACGGCGCAGAUUGCUCCGGAUGACGUGGAAGGGGAGGAGGCCGGCGGCGGGGGGCGGAGGACGGUGUGGAUUGAUGAAGAAGUGGGCCCACUGCAGCCGAGAAAGGAAGUAAAUAUAUGGAAGAGAAGAACCGUCGUUCCGCCCACUCCUCUACAACUUAACUCAACCAUGGUCAAACAAAAAUGAUAUUAUACUUUCUUUUUUUCCUUUUUCUUUUUUUGUAAUUUUACGCCAAAAGAAAUGUAAGAAUAUUUGAAUAUAAAUAUAGAAUGGAUUUCUUGUGAAGGUUUGGAAAUUUAAAU